CAAAGUACCAGUACCAGCAGGUCCUCUCCCAAGCCCUGACAAAAAACAGCUCUUCGUGAGCCUGUUUAUAGACAGAAUUGGAAACAAUUCCUUGUAUUAAAAGUGUGUGGUUACCAUGGAAACUGAGGGUAAGGUUAUAAAGUGCAAGGCUGCAGUGGCCUGGGAACCAGGAAAACCAUUAUCCAUUGAGGAAGUGGAGGUUGCCCCUCCCAAAGCACAUGAAGUACGAAUUAAGAUAGUAGCAUCUGGAGUAUGCCACACAGACUGGACUUUCUUGCAUGAGGUUGGUAAAACUAUGAAUCCCCAGCCCUUUCCUGUGAUCUUGGGACAUGAGGGGGCAGGAGUGGUGGAGAGUGUUGGUCCAGGUGUCACAAAGAUGUCUAAAGGAGAUAAAGUUAUUCCUCUAGUUGUGCCACAGUGUGGACGAUGUGAACGCUGCCUGAAUCCAAAGACAAACCUCUGCACCAAAAACUGGAAGAAAACUCAGCAAUGUCUUCUUGCAGAUGGCACUAGUAGGAUCACCUGCAAGAAUCAGCAGAUUUACCAGUUUAUUGGUAUCAGCACCUUCUCUGAAUACACUGUUGUGCCAGAGGACAAUGUCACUAAGAUUCACCCAGACGCUCCACUGUACAGAGUCUGUCUGCUGGGCUGUGGAGUGUCUACAGGAUAUGGGGCAGCAGUGAACACAGGCAAAGUAGAAUCUGGCUCUACAUGUGCGGUGUUUGGUUUGGGAGCUGUUGGACUGGCAGCUGUCAUGGGAUGCAAGGCUGCCGGUGCUUCCAGGAUCAUUGCCGUUGACAUCAACCCAGACAAGUCUGAGAUUGCCAAGACUUUUGGAGCAACUGAGUUUGUGAACCCUAAAGACCACAGUAAACCCAUUCAGGAGGUGCUGAGGGAGCUGACUAAUGGUGGCGUUGACUUCUCUCUUGAGUGUGUGGGGAAUGUGGGAGUAAUGAGGGCCGCUGUGGAAGCAUGUAGUCCUGCAGGGGGAGUCUGUGUGAUGGUGGGCUGGACACAGAUGGGAGAACUUACUCUGGUCGCUGAGGAUAUUCUGCUAGGAAAAUCUCUGAAAGGCUCCUAUUUUGGCGGUUGGAAGAGUGUUGAGGCAGUGCCCAAGUUGGUUCAGGAUUAUAUGAGCGGGAAGCUUCUGCUGGAUGAAUUUGUGACACACAGACUGACUCUAGAUCAGGUUAACCAGGCCUUCGAUCUUAUGAUCACUGGAAAAAGUAUUCGUACAGUGAUCAAGAUGUGAAAUGAAGGUAGCGUUCUGUCUUUCUCAAACAGAAGUGUUUAUAUUCUGUUCUGACAUUAGUUGCAUAUACAUCAUAUACUGUAUAUAUACAGUACAUCAUAUACUGUAAACAUUAAAAAUCUUGUUACGUCACAGCAGUUUCGUAUUCAGUAUGGUUUCAUAUGUACUG
This is a messenger RNA of Sinocyclocheilus anshuiensis, 1421 nucleotides long. RefSeq names its product alcohol dehydrogenase class-3-like. The record is from RefSeq and is a predicted model, not a curated record. Gene Ontology annotation, molecular function: zinc ion binding; S-(hydroxymethyl)glutathione dehydrogenase [NAD(P)+] activity; alcohol dehydrogenase (NAD+) activity. The transcript has 10 exons. Gene Ontology annotation, biological process: formaldehyde catabolic process. Gene Ontology annotation, cellular component: cytosol. The coding region runs from base 116 to 1252 and encodes 378 amino acids. Lineage: Eukaryota; Metazoa; Chordata; Actinopteri; Cypriniformes; Cyprinidae.